This is a messenger RNA of Megachile rotundata (alfalfa leafcutting bee), 870 nucleotides long. RefSeq lists its product as uncharacterized. Lineage: Eukaryota; Metazoa; Arthropoda; Insecta; Hymenoptera; Megachilidae. The record is from RefSeq and is a predicted model, not a curated record.
AUGCGGGAUCAUUUCUGGCGACGCUGGGCGGCAGAAUAUCUUAACACUCUUCAGACACGAAGCAAAUGGUCUCAGCCUCAACCAAACGUGAAGCCUGGAGAUCUCUGUCUAAUCACGUCGGAAGUCACACCGCCAACCAAAUGGCCAGUUGGAAGGAUUAUAGAGGUCUACCCGGGCUCCGAUGGCAAAAUUCGAGCUAUUGUCACUAUGGAAAUGACGUUGCAUCGUGUAUUAAGGAACGUGACGUUUUUGACUGUGACUAUGUCUUCGCUUAUAAAAUAUCAUAUACAUUGGUAUCAAGCCAAUAGAGUAAGUUACAAUAUAAAGCAUUACUAUUUUCAAACAGCUGUUUCUGCUGAAGUAACUGACACUACUACUCCACGCAAACAUAUAAAUAAUAAGAAUAUGAGUUACUUAAUUAAAAGUGUGAUCAUGCAUAGAGAAGCAAUUCUGUUUUGCAAUGAAUAUGAUAACUACAUUAAGUUAUCGUAUACACCUCUAAUAAUAUUGGCGAUAAUUUCUCUGAGUAUAAAUUUAUUUCUGUCUCAAUCUAUGCUCCAUUCUGCAAAUAUCGGAGAUUUACUACUCUUCUUAAUGUUAGUCGUAGGAGAAGUGCAAUAUAUGUUUUUGACCAAUUUUGCAGUACAGUUUGCGAUCGAUGGUGCUACUAACAUAUCCAUAUACAUAUAUAAUACCAGCUGGUACGAAACAUCUAUAGCCACGCAGAAAUUGCUGCAGAUGGUCAUACUAAAAAGCAAUCAAGGCUAUUCUUUCACAUUUUAUAAUAUGUUUUAUGCAUCACUGCGAGGCUUUUCGGUGCUAUUUCAAACAUCGAUAUCCUACUUUACGGUAUUGAUAUCUUUAAAAUAA